AUGUCUACCGCCGAACUCGCAGUCUCUUACGCCGCCCUCAUCCUCGCGGAUGACAACGUCGACAUCACUGCCGACAAGCUCCAGACCUUGAUCAAGGCUGCUGGUGUUGAGGACGUUGAGCCCAUCUGGACUUCCCUCUUCGCCAAGGCUCUCGAGGGCAAGGAUGUCAAGGAUCUUCUGUUGAACGUCGGAUCCGGUGGUGGUGCUGCUGCUGCCCCAGCUGCUGGUGGUGCUGCCGCCGCUGGCGGUGCCGAGGCUGCUGCGGAGGAGAAGAAGGAAGAGAAGGAGGAGGCCAAGGAGGAGUCAGACGAGGACAUGGGCUUCGGUCUCUUCGACUAA
Amorphotheca resinae ATCC 22711 is the source of this 339-nucleotide messenger RNA. RefSeq lists its product as hypothetical. The transcript is spliced from 3 exons. Gene Ontology annotation, biological process: cytoplasmic translation; translational elongation. NCBI's taxonomy places the organism in Eukaryota, Fungi, Ascomycota, Leotiomycetes, Helotiales, Amorphothecaceae. The record is from RefSeq and is a predicted model, not a curated record. Gene Ontology annotation, molecular function: structural constituent of ribosome; protein kinase activator activity; ribonucleoprotein complex binding. The coding region runs from base 1 to 339 and encodes 112 amino acids. Gene Ontology annotation, cellular component: cytosolic large ribosomal subunit; ribosome.